AAAAGGUAAACCGCGUUUUGGUGUUGCAAUUCCCGUCAAGUGAGUUGACAACUUUGCCUCUUCAAAAUUUUCCAGCAAAUGAUAUGAUACUAAGUACUAACCAAUGACACCCACAACAACACAACCACACACCAUCAUCAGCAUUUCACACCACAACAAUUCAUUCAUUCAUUCAUUAAUUCACACAAUAGCAACAACCGCCACCUCAUUCCCUUGUCUUGUUUCUUCAACCACACCACACCUCACAAUAAUAAUUCCACAACACUAUAAGUCAGAUCCACACCCUCUCUUAAAAUCACCAUCAUCACUAUGGCAGACAUAGUGAAUCAACUAUUAGCUAAACCGAUCCAACUAGCAGACCAAGUAACCAAAUCAGCUGAAGAAGUUAGUUCAUCAUUCAAACAAGAAUGUUUAGAACUCAAAUCCAAAACCCAAAAACUCGCUUCACUUCUCCGACAAGCCGCAAGAUCAAGCUCCGAUUUAUACGAACGACCAACCCGCCGCAUCAUCGGCGACACCGAACAAAUCCUCGACAAAGCACUCACCUUAGUCCUCAAAUGUAAAGCCAACGGUCUCAUGAAACGCGUCUUCAGCAUAGUCCCCGCCGCCGCUUUCCGUAAAAUGUCUUCCCACCUCGAAAACUCCAUCGGAGACGUCUCAUGGCUCCUCCGUGUCUCCGCUCCGGCGGAGGAGCGCGGCUAUGAGUAUCUCGGUCUUCCACCUAUCGCCGCUAAUGAACCAAUUUUAGGUCUAAUUUGGGAACAAAUCGCGAUUCUUCACACGGGAUCCUUCGAUGACCGAUCCGAUGCUGCUGCUUCUUUGGUUUCACUCGCACGUGACAACGACCGUUACGGAAAACUAAUAAUCGAAGAAGGUGGCGUUGUUCCUUUGUUGAAACUUAUUAAAGAAGGUAAAAAAGAAGGUCAGGAGAAUGGUGCUAGAGCUAUUGGGCUUUUGGGCCGUGAUUCUGAGAGUAUUGAAAUCAUGAUUCAUGCUGGUGUUUGUUCUGUUUUUGCUAAGAUUCUUAAAGAAGGUCCUAUGAAAGUUCAAACUGUUGUUGCUUGGUCUGUUUCUGAACUUGUUUCAAAGUAUCCUAAAUGUCAAGACCUUUUUGCUCAACAUAAUAUUGUUAGGUUGCUUGUUAGUCAUAUUGCUUUUGAAACUGUUCAGGAACAUAGUAAAUAUGCAAUUGUUAGUAAUAAGCCAAUUUCUUCUAUUCAUGCUGUUGUUAUAGCUAGUAAUAGUAAUAAUGACUUUCAUUCUAAUGAUGUCAAGGAGAACCAAGAUCAAGUCAAAAUUAGGAUGCCACAUCCUUUAGGUGAUAAGUCCACUAAUCAAAUGCAUAAAGUGGUGGCCAGUACUAUGGCAAUGCAUGCUGCUAAUAAGCAACAACCUAAUGAAGGAAAUGAAGUGAGUCUAAGUCAAAAUUCUCAACCUCAGCUGGUGGUUAGUCAUACCAAUGGGAAUGGGAACGCGAAUGCCAACGCGAAGCAUAGUAGUUAUUCUUAUUCGGGAAUUAACAUGAAGGGAAGGGAACUUGAGGACCCUGAGAGUAAGGCUGAACUCAAAGCGAUGGCAGCGAAAGCGCUUAGGUUUCUAGUGAAGGAUAACUCGGGGAUUUGUCGAAGUAUAACAGAAUCAAGGGCUUUGUUAUGUUUCGCUAUUUUACUUGAAAAGGGGCAAGAAGAAGUGAAGUACAAUUCUGCCUUGGCGUUGAAGGAGAUUACUGCUGUGGCGGAGAAAGAUCCUGAAUUGAGAAGAUCGGCGUUUAAGCCGAAUACUCCUGCUUGUAAAGCAGUUGUUGAUCAAGUGCUUGAUAUUAUUGGUAAAGAAGAUAAGAGACUUUUGAUUCCUUGUAUUAAGGUUAUUGGGAGUUUGGCGAGGACAUUUAGAGCAACUGAGACAAGGAUAAUUGGUCCGUUGGUUCGACUUCUCGACGAAAGAGAGGCUGAAGUAUCGAGAGAGGCUGCAGACUCACUCGCGAAAUUUGCCUGCAAUGAUAACUACCUCCACCUUGAUCACUCCAAGGCAAUUAUAAGCUCCGGUGGUGCGAAACACUUGGUUCAUCUUGUGUAUCUUGGGGAGCCGGCGGUUCAAUAUUCAGCCUUGAAACUGCUAGCUUAUAUUGCAUUGCACGUGCCAGACAGUGAAGAACUUGCCUGGGUUGAGGUUCUUGGAGUUCUUGAAUGGGCAUCCAAGCAACCUAACAGGACUCAGGACGAAACCAUUGAAGCAUUGUUGCAAGAAUCGAAGAGUAGGCUGGAGCUUUACCAGUCUAGAGGUUCAAGAGGGUUCCAAAAACUACAUCAAUAGGAUGAGUAAUUAGUUGUUGUCCAAAAAAAAACUCUAGAUUGCUCUAUGCUUCAAGUUCAUUAGUAUAGGAAAUCAAGAAUAUUGCAGGAGUUGAUGAAGAAGCUGCACUCAGAAUCAGAAGCAAAAUCAACAAUCUAUGGCAGAUUAGAAAAUGCAGUUAAAACAAGUGGAAAAUGGUACGAGUCAACCAGGGUCAAAAGACUGCUUAGCUGAAAAAACAGUGGUGGGUAAUGCCACAUUUUUAUGGUUGAAACUAAACUAUUACUCAUUUAGAGACGGAAAGAGUAAAAUUUACUAGUGAACUUUUUUUUACUCUGGAAGUUAUAGUCAUCUGUCAUAUGGGUUUCAAUGUAACUAUACUAACAUUUGCUUAUUUUCUAUAAUUGCAUUAGAUGUUUGUUAGAUUUUCACAAUUAAGAAAUUUGAUUAGAUA
Cicer arietinum (chickpea) is the source of this 2746-nucleotide messenger RNA. RefSeq lists its product as uncharacterized. Gene Ontology annotation, molecular function: protein binding. NCBI's taxonomy places the organism in Eukaryota, Viridiplantae, Streptophyta, Magnoliopsida, Fabales, Fabaceae. Gene Ontology annotation, biological process: cell surface receptor signaling pathway. The record is from RefSeq and is a predicted model, not a curated record.